AUUUAUUCGUGUUUCCGCCAGACAAUUCGCGGAUGGGAUAAGACAACUCUAAUUCUCUGAGAAUGCAUUCGGUUAUUUCACAGUUAUCUGAACUGUUCCGAACUUUCAAGACAGAUGUGCCGACAAUGGGCUGACGACGAUCGCUCAUCGCUGCUAUCAAGAGGCUUAUGAAACGCAUUGCAUUAUCGAAGUAUAAGAAUUACAAAGAGUUUUUGCCCACAAAAAAAGAAACUUUAUUUAUAAUUUACACUGAUAUUACAAGUUAUUUGCUAUUCUGCGGAAAUCUUGCUGCUUACAAAGAGACCGUGAGCUCUUUGUAAAUGCUUUUUGUAGUGUCCAAAGAGAUUUAAUCAUAGUUUUAUCAUUUAAUAUUGUCUAAAAGUUUUUUUAGAAUUUCCUCUUUCCUGAGGUGAAUGGACAUUAUAGUCACAGAAGAUAACGAUACACGCUUUUUCGGCGCGCUGGUAGCUAGGGAGAGAGCAAAGAUGGCAGAAGAGAUGGAGACAGAAGAGAAGGAGACAGAAGAGAAACAUACGCACAGGUUGUACUCGUACAGUCUUAUCAUCUCCGCCAGAUGUCGCCCGUUCGCUGCACGUGUAAUUCAUCAAUGACGGUCGACGGUUUCAUUCCAUUUUGUUUUACUUUGAACGAGGCUUCAAUUGCGACUCAUUCAUUCAAUAAAUUCAGAGCUGUUGUUGCGAAUUGCCCCCGUGACCGGGUUGAUCGCGAUCGAUUGCGAUGACGCUGCAGGCGAUAAAAUGGAACAAGGAUGAUAGUAAGCUAGAGAUCCUGGACCAAACGCUGCUGCCGGCAAUCACCCGCUACGUCCAGGUCGAAGGCGUCGAGGAUGGCUGGAAGGUGAUCAAUAAGAUGCAGGUGCGAGGCGCACCAGCAAUAGCCAUAGUGGGUUGUCUCAGUCUGGCAGUGGAGAUCCUUCACCGUAAAAACUAUGAGGACAAAGCAGAUCUUCAUCAGCUUAUCGAGGAUAAAUUGAAUUAUCUGGUAACUGCACGUCCCACUGCAGUUAACAUGAAGACAGCAGCCAAUGAUCUCAAACAUCUGGCAAAGAAUUUGAAGGAAGACAUCACAUGUACAUUAUCUCAAAUGGUACACAGAUUUACAAACAGUAUAGUUAAAAUGCUGGAGCUAGACAUAGAAGACAACAAGACAAUCGGAAAUUACGGAGCGGUCCAUAUUCAAAACCAUAUCAUUAACAAAGGUUCUGCCAGGAUUCUCACGCACUGCAAUACCGGGAGUCUCGCUACCGCGGGAUACGGCACGGCUUUAGGCGUCAUCAGAUCUCUUCACGAGAGAGGGGAGCUUGAGCACGUCUAUUGUACUGAGACCAGACCAUACAAUCAGGGUGCCCGCUUGACCGCUUACGAAUUGGUACACGAAAAGAUACCAGCGACUCUGAUCUGUGAUGACAUGGUCGCCGCUGUAAUGAAAACGAAACAACUCACUGCGGUCAUUGUCGGUGCGGAUAGAAUUGCCGAGAACGGCGACACUGCAAACAAAAUUGGAACUUAUCAGAUCGCGGUUCUCGCCAAGUAUCACAAUGUCCCUUUUUUUGUGGCUGCACCAUUGACGUCCGUGGACUUCCAUAUACCUAAUGGCGAUCAUAUAAUCAUCGAAGAGCGACCCGAACGAGAGAUGACUCACAUAAACGACCAGAGAAUAGCAGCAAUGGGUAUAUCGUGUUGGAAUCCGGCAUUCGAUGUGACUCCGGCGAGUUUGAUCACCGGCAUAAUUACGGAACUCGGUACUUUUGAGCCCUCAAAACUGAUACAGGCGAAAAAAUUGAUGCGUUCAACGGAAAAAAUAGAUCAGUAAGCACUUUAUGCUAUGCUCUCAACAAUGUGAUUUCUGAACGUAUUUUUAUCAUAGACGAUGUCAUUGUCAAGACGGCACCAAUCAUAAUGCACAUUUAUAAUUUGUAAGACAGUGCUUUUGCAACACGUUCCAAAAAGAGCGUACUUUUAAUAUGAUGGAAAAAAAAAGAUGACCGCUCAGCAAACAUGUAAGAGCAUAAGCCGCUACGUGGCAGUAGAAAAUGACGAACGCAACCAAUGAUGCCUGUGUUAUUUCGUGCGAGAAACAUGCUUGUUAUAGAUGUUUCAUAGAUAUAUACGCGUCUACAAAUGUGUAAAUACCGAUUGUAAAUGUCAUAAGAGAAAUGCCUAUGUAACUAUUGUAUAAUCUUUUGAGAACAGUGCCAUAAAAAAUCUUUGUAUAAUGUAAGAGCUCAGGGAAGUCAAUUUUAACGACUGUAUAAUUUUAUAUUAAGUUUUCUGUUGAAUUUUUAAGGAUACAUAUCACUUGUUAUUGUUACUACAAUGCGAUUUCAAUAUUGCUGCAUUGAGGCUUUUUAAAUAUUUAUAUUUCACUUCUCGAAUAAAAAGAUUUAUAUAUUA
This is a messenger RNA of Monomorium pharaonis (pharaoh ant), 2414 nucleotides long. RefSeq names its product methylthioribose-1-phosphate isomerase. The coding region runs from base 739 to 1833 and encodes 364 amino acids. Gene Ontology annotation, molecular function: S-methyl-5-thioribose-1-phosphate isomerase activity. The record is from RefSeq and is a predicted model, not a curated record. Lineage: Eukaryota; Metazoa; Arthropoda; Insecta; Hymenoptera; Formicidae. The transcript is spliced from 5 exons.